Molecule: messenger RNA, 432 nt
Organism: Coffea arabica (coffee)
Lineage: Eukaryota; Viridiplantae; Streptophyta; Magnoliopsida; Gentianales; Rubiaceae
Product: major allergen Pru av 1-like
Biological process (GO): abscisic acid-activated signaling pathway; defense response
Cellular component (GO): nucleus; cytoplasm
Molecular function (GO): abscisic acid binding; protein phosphatase inhibitor activity; signaling receptor activity
Source: RefSeq, a predicted model, not a curated record
AUGGGCAAUGUGCCACUUCUUAAUAGUCCUAUAUACAAAAGACACCGUGCAGAGUAUGAAAAAAACAGAAUGGGUGUCAUUACUUUCUCCGAGGAAUACACUUACUCUAUCCCUCCAGCAAGGCUGUUCAAGGCCUCGGUUCUUGACUCUCACUACCUGUUUCCCAAGCUCUUGCCACAAGCUUUCAAAAGCAUUGAAAUUCUCCAAGGCAAUGGAGGAACUGGAAGGAUCAAGCAAAUCAACCUUGCAGAAGGAAAGAAUGUCAGUUAUUUAAAGUAUAAGAUUGAUGAGCUUAAUGAGGAGACAUACACCUACAAUUACACAUUGAUUGAAGGUGAUGCCUUGUCUGCAAAUCUUGAGAAAAUCAGUUACGAAGUGAAAUUUGAAACAUCACCCAGUGGCGGUACAGUUGCCAAGAUGACAAACACGUAA